Molecule: messenger RNA, 1056 nt
Organism: Solea senegalensis (Senegalese sole)
Lineage: Eukaryota; Metazoa; Chordata; Actinopteri; Pleuronectiformes; Soleidae
Gene: polr2d
Product: RNA polymerase II subunit D
Exons: 4
Coding region: 247-681 (144 amino acids)
Biological process (GO): positive regulation of translational initiation; mRNA export from nucleus in response to heat stress; nuclear-transcribed mRNA catabolic process, deadenylation-dependent decay
Cellular component (GO): RNA polymerase II, core complex; P-body
Molecular function (GO): nucleotide binding; translation initiation factor binding
Source: RefSeq, a predicted model, not a curated record
ACAAACCGGAAGUGGUUGUUGUCGGACUCGGAAAUGAUCGUGCGCGUUAAACGGCGCCGAGCUGAAACUUGUGGCUGUUUCUUACCCAUUAAACCACACACAGGCUCAUCAAACGGCCAGUGACCAGUCUGACCCACCGCCGAGCUCACCGGUUGACACCCGGUCCCCACCGAGCCGUCAGUCGUUAUUUAGUGGCUCGCUGUUAAUCGUUAGCUUUUAGUCGCCGUUGUUGUGUUGUGUUGUGUCAUGGCGGCGGGAGGCGGCACGGCUCCUUCUCAUGUUGGUGAUGUUGAAGAAGACGCUUCUCAGUUGCUGUUUCCUAAAGAGUUCGAGAGUGCGGAGACGCUGCUGAAUUCUGAGGUGCACAUGUUGUUGGAACACAGGAAGCAGCAGAACGAGAGCGCUGAGGAUGAGCAGGAGCUUUCUGAGGUGUUCAUGAAAACCCUGAACUACACAGCCCGCUUCAGUCGCUUUAAGAACAGAGAGACCAUCACGGCGGUACGCAGUCUCCUCCUUCAGAAGAAGCUUCAUAAGUUCGAGUUGGCCAGUUUGGCAAAUCUCUGUCCUGAGUCUGCUGAAGAAGCCAAAGCUCUGAUUCCCAGUCUCGAAGGACGGUUUGAAGAUGAGGAGCUGCAGCAAAUCCUUGACGAUAUCCAGACCAAGAGAAGCUUCCAGUACUGAGACCAGGAGCAGAUCAAGUACAUAGACAAGGACUGGAACCAGAACCAGAUCCUGGACUAAAGCCAGAUACACAACUGGCACUAGGGCCACUCUCUGAGCUUAUCCUGCUCUGACCACCAGCAGAUCAUGGGUUGACUGAAGUGAUGUGAUGUUGUUCUUAGAUACUGUUUCAUGUUUUCAUGUCUGUUUUGUUUAAAUGUUCAUGUUCCCCUUUCUAAGUCAAAAGUGAUCCCGCUUUACAUCUGUUAGAACAUGUUAUACAGUUACUGUAUAUUCAUGAAUGUUAUCAUUCAGUCAGUGAUUUGUUACUUUUUUACAUAAUAAAUACACAUGUUGUGAUAUGACACAGUUCCUCACAAUAUGUUAAAUAUUUGA